GGUUGCCGGACAUGGACUGAAGUUGAAUUCUAGGGUUCCAUUGGCUCUUCCACCACAGAUGGAGAGUUGGGUAUCUAGAUCCGGUUUAGCUUCACUGCAGAGAACGAGUCUGAACAAGAUAGACACAAAUCUUGUCUCUGCAUUUGUGGAAAGAUGGCAUCUAGAGACAUCUUCAUUUCACAUGCCGUUUGGUGAAAUGAGCAUUACUUUAGAUGAUGUCGCAUGUCUACUUCACUUGCCCAUUAGGGGUAUCUUUUGGAGUCCUCAGGAUGUGACUGAAGAGCUAGCUGUUGAACUUGCUGUGGACUACCUAGGAGUGUCACAGAGUCAGGCACAGUCACAUGUUCGGAGCUGCAGGGGGUCGUAUUACAAGUUGGAGUGGGUAUAUGAUAUAUUCGUACAUCAUAGGGCUGCUUCCAGCUGGGCAUAUGCGACUAGAGCAUAUCUAUUGAUGUUGGUGGGUUCCACCAUAUUUGCUGAUAAGACCUUUACACUUGUAGAGGCACGAUACCUCCUCCUGUUUAGGGACUUGGAUGGAUGUUCAGGAUAUAGUUGGGGAGCAGCUGCACUAGUUACCCUCUACCGAUAUCUUGGAGAUGCGUCCAUGUACAGUUGCAAACAGCUAGGUGGAUAUCCUACUCUCCUACAGUGUUGGAUUCACGAGUAUUUUCCAACUGUUGGAAAAAGAGGGGAGAAUUGGAAUCCUGCUGGAAACUGUGGUCUUCCCCGAGCGAUGAGAUGGUCAUAUAGACAGGGAGUCCUGAAGGUCGAUGAUUUACGACCUAUUUUGGACGAGCUGACACCUACCGACGUCAUCUGGCGACCAUUUGAGGAUCAUAGAGCAUGGCGUGUAUUUGAUGAGAUAUGUCUUUACAGGGGCUGUUUGAAGUGGGGUGAAACAGUUGUUCCAUACUUGCCUGAUAGAUGUUUACGUCAGUUCGGGUAUAGACAGUAUGUUCCAUCCCCACCUCUGGAUUGUAUGAUGGCGACGGAUAUUGAUGUUGAUUGGAUCAGUUACCAUCAGAGUGUUGUCGAUGUGAUCUGA
This is a messenger RNA of Lathyrus oleraceus (garden pea), 1045 nucleotides long. Its product is annotated as protein MAIN-LIKE 1. Bases 59 to 1045 code for a protein of 328 amino acids. NCBI's taxonomy places the organism in Eukaryota, Viridiplantae, Streptophyta, Magnoliopsida, Fabales, Fabaceae. The record is from RefSeq and is a predicted model, not a curated record. The transcript is spliced from 2 exons. Gene Ontology annotation, biological process: meristem maintenance; meristem development.